UCUGUACCUCCGCCGUGAUUCGGACUCUCCUUAAUCGUAUCACUGCCAGCAUUCUUUUCUUACUAGCAUAUCUAGCGAGUGUGGUCAGUCGGACGUGGUUUGGUGUGAGCAGUCCGCGACUGCCUCAGUCUUCUACAACUCUUCAAAAUUCCUUGAUUUGCGGUCCGAGUUCGCUCAUUGUCUCCUGCAGAGAUUGUGACUGAGUGCCAAUUUGAAGGGCGAUCAACGGUACGAUUAUUUUCCGAAAGGUCCGUGUGAUAUUUCUGGAAUGCGCCGAUUUUAUUAUCACCAGUGACUUGCCAGUGACCGUUGCACUACAGUAAUUGUCUUGCAAUAGUUGGUCCUGAUGCCCUCGUCAUUGGACGAGCUUCCCGCAUGUGUUCGCCUGGAGGCACACGCUACUGCUCGUGACAAAGCAGUUGCUGCAAGUGAUAUCAGCCCAGGUUCAGUUAUUCUGGAAGUGCCAUCUAUGGUGGUUCUGUUACUCUCGUCGGACAAAGGUCGCCGAUGUGAUUUUUGUCUCUGCUUAGGAACACCUGAAAUCAGGCUGGCCAAAUGUACUGGCUGUGCUUCAUACUGGUAUUGCGGACCACAGUGCCAAACCUUGCACUGGGGCUCGCACAAAAAGUUUUGCAAGAGACUUGCUUCCUUUAUGGCUUCAGCCGAUUUUCAAUACAUGGAAGCGCACGAGCAACUAGAUGCUUUGCUUCACACCCAUCUUGUAGCAGAGAUUGCAUCUAAUGCGUCUUCCGAUGUAAGAGCAAAGCAGCUAUCCACUUUCAUGUCUCUGUUGCCUGGACCGCCGCAUGACUCCCUCCCAAUUGCUUGCCCCAUGUCUGUAGGCGCUGAUGUGCACCAAAUCCUUGAAGCUCUGUUUACACGUUCUGGGAAUAACAAUUUCGCAAUUCACAGUCAUCUCAAUACUAUCGCUCAUGGCAUAUUCCCUCUUGCGAGUCGCCUUUUCAACCAUUCGUGUCUUCCAAACGCCGCUGCAAGAUAUAUGAUCCGCCGAGGUCAGUCAGUGCGGAUGGAAAUUGUAGCUUUGCGGGAGAUCAAGGCUACGGAGGAGAUCUAUAUUCCAUAUGUGGACCCUGCUUUAAUAGAAUCUCGUCAGCAGAUCUUCGAGCUCACCUAUGGAUUUUCCUGUACCUGCCCAUCAUGCAAUUUCAUCAGCACGCUUGGCUCCAUUCCUUCGUUGCCUGUCUCAGAGGCCGCACUUCAGGAAUUGGACAAUACUCUGCAAAAACAUUGUUUUCCUUCUUCAGAUGUUGACGAUCGCACGCCGUUUGUGGGAUUAACUCUUCCAGACCUUCCAGAAAAUCUCCACCCUGUGCUUCGCGAAUCGUAUCUAUCGCGGCUCACAGACACCUUCAGCAGAUCUUCUCACGAGGGUUCUUAUCAUGUCGCUCUUGAUGUUGGGCUAACCGUACUUGCCGUGUAUCUUUUAAUAUACCCAAAAACCUAUCCACAGAUUGGUAUGCAUCUCCUAGAGAUGGCGAAGACAGCGUGGAAUGCUGUGAUUGCAACUGAACAUGACAAUAAACACGAAGUUCUUGCGAAGACAUCCUUACUUAAGCGGGCCCGAGUCUAUCGCAAUCUUGCUAGCAACAUAUUAGAAGUGUUCGGUCCGGAAGGCGAUCCGGCGGGUCCUCUAGAAGAGCUUGCAGUUUUGAAAAAACUACUUGAUGGGGAACCGUAAAAGUCACCGCAGGACAAUGAUCAGUGAUCCACCCGAGGAACCACUCGCAAGCAUGCUCGAUGCUGUUCAUUAGAGGACCGUGACAACAUACAGCUGAAUAAGCAUGUCUCAUUCGAUCAACACCUUUUCACAGAACUUUAUAUACCCUGACAGCAUUGCGUACACUGGUUUGAUGCAUGUCGCAUAGUACAUACAGAGCAUGGAAUCCAGAGGUCGGCGAUGGCUGUCAAAAGAAUUGCAGCAAGGUUAAGCACAGGAGCUCGAUUAGUAGAUCUACAAUUUGCAAAUAGACUCAAGAUUGAGGACGUGG
This is a messenger RNA of Suillus discolor, 2009 nucleotides long. RefSeq lists its product as uncharacterized. NCBI's taxonomy places the organism in Eukaryota, Fungi, Basidiomycota, Agaricomycetes, Boletales, Suillaceae. The transcript has 6 exons. Gene Ontology annotation, molecular function: protein binding. Bases 347 to 1699 code for a protein of 450 amino acids. Gene Ontology annotation, cellular component: nucleus. The record is from RefSeq and is a predicted model, not a curated record.